AUGGCCACCCCCCCCAAGCGCGGCCGGGCCCAGAGCGGCGUCAAGAAGAUCGCCAUAGAGGGCAACAUCGCUGCAGGAAAAUCAACAUUUGUGAAUAUUCUCAAACAAGCUAGCCAGGAAUGGGAAGUUGUUCCUGAGCCUGUAGAAAGAUGGUGCAAUGUUCAAAGCUGCCAAGAGGAUGAUGAGGAGCUGACGACGUCACAGAAAAGUGGGGGGAAUGUGCUCCAGAUGAUGUAUGAGAAACCGGACCGGUGGUCUUUCACCUUCCAGACGUAUGCCUGCCUGAGCAGAAUCCGGGCUCAGCUCAAAUCCCUUAAUGGGAAAAUCAGAGAGGUGGAGAACCCUGUGGUCUUCUUUGAGCGAUCUGUGUAUAGUGACAGGUAUAUUUUUGCAUCUAAUUUAUAUGAAUCUGAUUGCAUGAAUGAGACCGAAUGGACAAUUUACCAAGAUUGGCAUGAAUGGAUGAAUAAACAGUUUGGUCAAAGCCUUCAACUAGAUGGAAUCAUUUAUCUCAGAGCCACUCCUGAGAAAUGCUUAAAUAGGAUUUACUUGCGUGGAAGAGAUGAAGAACAAGAAAUUCCUAUUGAAUAUCUGGAGAAACUUCACUACAAACAUGAAAGCUGGCUUCAGCAUAGAACAUUGCGGACGGAUUUUGAAUACCUGGAAGAAGUACCCAUCUUAACACUGGAUGUUAAUGAAGAUUUCAAAGGCAACAAAGACCAGUAUGAAAAUAUGAUUGAAAAGGUCAAGGAAUUUUUGAGCACUUUAUAA
Messenger RNA from Emys orbicularis (European pond turtle), 771 nucleotides. It is a transcript of the gene DCK, whose product is annotated as deoxycytidine kinase. The coding region runs from base 1 to 771 and encodes 256 amino acids. NCBI's taxonomy places the organism in Eukaryota, Metazoa, Chordata, Testudines, Emydidae. The transcript has 7 exons. Gene Ontology annotation, biological process: nucleobase-containing compound metabolic process. Gene Ontology annotation, molecular function: ATP binding; deoxycytidine kinase activity. The record is from RefSeq and is a predicted model, not a curated record. Gene Ontology annotation, cellular component: cytoplasm.